Messenger RNA from Oxyura jamaicensis (ruddy duck), 1512 nucleotides. RefSeq names its product musculoskeletal embryonic nuclear protein 1. The transcript has 11 exons. The record is from RefSeq and is a predicted model, not a curated record. The coding region runs from base 24 to 1157 and encodes 377 amino acids. Gene Ontology annotation, molecular function: calcium channel regulator activity. NCBI's taxonomy places the organism in Eukaryota, Metazoa, Chordata, Aves, Anseriformes, Anatidae. Gene Ontology annotation, cellular component: nucleus; membrane; cortical endoplasmic reticulum. Gene Ontology annotation, biological process: chondrocyte differentiation; tissue regeneration; activation of store-operated calcium channel activity.
GCGGGCGCUGGCCGGGCCUCGCCAUGGGGGCGCCGCCGCUCAACGGCAGCCUCGGCCCCACCGAGACGCACCCGCGGCCCGGCGGUGGGGCAGCGGCGGGGCCGGGCGAGCGCGGCUGUGAGAACGGGGCCCUCAUGGACAGCUUCGGCAUCUUCCUGCAGGGGCUCCUGGGCGUCGUGGCCUUCAGCACCCUCAUGCUAAAACGCUUCAGAGAACCAAAGCAUGAAAGACGUCCUUGGAGAAUAUGGUUUUUAGAUACUUCCAAGCAAGCCAUAGGGAUGUUGUUCAUCCACUUUGCAAAUGUCUAUUUAUCAGACCUUACAGAAGAAGACCCUUGUUCACUGUACCUUAUCAACUUCUUGUUAGAUGCCACAUUAGGGAUGCUGUUAAUCUACGUUGGUAUACGUGCAGUCAGCAGCAUUGUGGAAUGGCAGCAGUGGGAGUCCCUUCGCUUUGGUGAAUAUGGUGACCCACUGCAGUGCAGUGCCUGGGUGGGGCAGUGUGCUCUGUACAUCAUGAUUAUGACGUUCGAGAAAACCAUCAUCAUUAUAGUGCUUCUGAUACCUCAGUGGAAGGAGGUAGCUUUAUUGAAUCCUAUAGAGAACCCCCAGUUGGAGUUGGCUAUCGUCAUGUUGAUAGUUCCCUUCUUUGUUAAUGCAUUAAUGUUCUGGGUAGUAGAUAAUUUUCUUAUGAAGAAAGGGAAGACAAAAGCUAAACUUGAAGAAAAGGAAGCAGGACAAGAUUCAAGAAAUGGAAGUAAAGUCCGAUAUAGGAGAGCAGCAUCACAUGAAGAGUCAGAGUCAGAAAUCCUCAUUUCAGCAGACGAUGAGAUGGAGGAAUCAGACGCUGAAGACGACCUGCGUAGACUGACCAACUUAAAGUCCAUUAAGAAAAAGAAGCAUCGUUUUGGUCUGCCUGCAGUGGCCCAGGAAUCUCCUGUCAAAAAGAAGCGUCCUCCAGUGAAGGAAGAAGAUCUCAAAGGAGCUAGAGGAAAUCUUUCCAAAAACCAGGAAAUUAAAUCUAAAACCUACCAAGUCAUGAAGCAGUGUGAACAAAUGGGCUCUGCAGCACCUUCCAUAUUCAGCCGAGACCGGACAGGAGGUGAAACAGUCUUUGAGAAACCUAAAGAUGAACCAGCCAAAAGUGUCUUUGGUUGACAGCUGAGCUGAAAGUGAUUGUUGAGAUGAUUGUUGUAACAUGUUUCCCAAUUUUCUACCCCUUACACUAACCUCACUGUAGACCUAAAUAGCUGAUUUUUACCUUAAGUCAUUAAAAAGUAAAUGGACUCAUGUCAAAGGGUACAACUUCCAUUUUUUUUUUUUUUUUUUAUUAAGUGCAUUCUUUGUGUUGAAUGGUGUUUGCUAUAAUGGUUUAAUUGAAAAAAUGGUUGUUGGACACUGCUUGGCAUACUGCAGUGACCAAUUUUAACUCAGAUCAAUUUUGUGGGCUUUUUGCCACCACUAGCUAUGAUCUAAAUGUCAAAAGCAAAGAAUAAAUAUUCAGAUGACACCA